AUGGGAUCUUCCUUCAGUUGCUGUGGUUCUGAGAAAGUAGAUGAAGGGUCACCAACAGUAGGAGGAGGUAGCAAUACAUGGAGGAUUUUCACAUACAAAGAGUUGCAUGUUGCUACUAAUGGAUUUAGUGAAGAUAACAAGCUUGGAGAAGGAGGCUUUGGAAGUGUCUAUUGGGGUAAAACUACUGAUGGCCUUCAGAUAGCUGUGAAGAAAUUGAAAGCGAUGAAUUCAAAGGCGGAAAUGGAGUUUGCGGUUGAGGUGGAAGUUCUUGGGAGGGUUAGGCACAAGAACUUGCUAGGGUUAAGAGGUUAUUGUGUUGGGACUGAUCAGAGGCUAAUAGUGUAUGAUUACAUGCCUAAUCUCAGCUUGCUUUCUCAUUUACAUGGCCAAUACUCUAAAGAAGUUCAGCUUGAUUGGAAGAGGAGAAUGAAGGUUGCUAUUGGCUCAGCUGAAGGCCUCCUGUACUUGCACCAUGAGGUAACACCCCACAUAAUCCACAGAGACAUAAAGGCAAGCAAUGUGCUAUUGGAUUCAGAUUUUGAGCCAUUAGUGGCUGAUUUUGGGUUUGCAAAACUGAUCCCAGAAGGGGUUAGUCACAUGACCACACGUGUGAAGGGGACUCUAGGGUACUUAGCCCCAGAAUAUGCCAUGUGGGGUAAGGUCUCCCAAAGCUGUGAUGUUUACAGCUUUGGAAUUCUUCUCUUAGAGCUAGUAACUGGGCGAAAGCCCAUUGAGAAGCUCCAAGGUGGUGUCAAGGUCACAAUAACUGAAUGGGCCGAGCCUUACAUAACCAAAGGGAGGUUUAGGGAUCUUGUGGACUCGAAACUCAGAGGUAAUUUUGAUGAGGCCCAAGUCAAACAGGCCAUUAAUAUUGCGGCCCUCUGUGUGCAAAGCGACCCUGAUAGAAGGCCCGAUAUGAAUGAAGUUGUUGGGCUUUUGAAAGGGUGUGAGCCCAAGCCCAAAGUGAGGCAUACAAGGAUGGAGAGCAUUAAAUAUAAGGAUGAAUUGGUAGCCAUUGAUCAAGCCACGGAUGAUGAUGAUGAUGAUGAUGGAGAAAGUAAUGGGUAUGGUGUGUUUAGUGCUUUGGAGGUUCAAAACAUGAAAGCUCCUUACAAACAUGGAGUUAGUAGAACUACUACUAAAUUUUAA
Humulus lupulus (European hop) is the source of this 1149-nucleotide messenger RNA. Its product is annotated as PTI1-like tyrosine-protein kinase At3g15890. Gene Ontology annotation, biological process: protein phosphorylation. The transcript is spliced from 4 exons. NCBI's taxonomy places the organism in Eukaryota, Viridiplantae, Streptophyta, Magnoliopsida, Rosales, Cannabaceae. The coding region runs from base 1 to 1149 and encodes 382 amino acids. Gene Ontology annotation, molecular function: protein kinase activity; ATP binding. The record is from RefSeq and is a predicted model, not a curated record.